Molecule: messenger RNA, 2964 nt
Organism: Toxotes jaculatrix (banded archerfish)
Lineage: Eukaryota; Metazoa; Chordata; Actinopteri; Toxotidae
Product: multiple inositol polyphosphate phosphatase 1-like
Exons: 5
Coding region: 307-1842 (511 amino acids)
Molecular function (GO): inositol phosphate phosphatase activity; acid phosphatase activity
Source: RefSeq, a predicted model, not a curated record
CGUCAAAUUUAAGGAAAAAUAUAGAGUUUUUUUGGCUACAGGGUAAAUCAGUGCUACAUGACUACUUUUAUUAAGUUUCUUUGAAGUUGUUAAGGCCCCUUUAGAACUAAAUGUGUACACAAGAACAAGAAUCUCCAAGUGACCGAUCUCCAAGGGGGGCCCAGGGUAUAAAUCUCUUGUUGGGCCCUUAUUAAUUACUCUAAACAUGGCAGUUUCUUUAUUUCCCGUGGCACCCAGAAACCAAACAGUGCUCUAAAGCUGAAAUGAUGAUGGCAAUCGCCCACUUUGGUAGUCUAGCCUUGGUCAAUGUUCAGAGUCCAUUGUAUGAUUGGCCUCUGUGUAACGGGUUGGUUGGACAGUCCCACAUGGACAACGUCACUCUGUUUUGGGUCUGGUCGGUGGGGGUGUACGCGGCCAUAUAGCACGCUAUUAUUUGCCUGCAUCAUGCCGAUCAUUUUAUGGAAGAUCAUUGUUUUUCAUCUCACCACCAUAACCUGCUUUUCCUGGUGCUUUCGUAAGGACGUAAACCCAGCGGACAAUCCCAACAUACCUUCGAUCGCCAAAUAUUUCAGCACGAAAGGAAGGUAUGAGGAAGUGAACCCCUAUCUCAUAGAGGACAUACUUGCUGUAAACAGAUCUAUUUUACAGCCCCCGUCCGCAAAAUGUCGCGAAAUCCAUCUGACUGCCAUCAUCAGACACGGCACAAGAUACCCGACGACCAAAAACGUCAAGAAGAUGAGGAAGUUUUACGACCUCGUCAAGAACAGCGCCUCUGGCAAAGAGAGCUGGCUGCGUGAAAUCCAGACCCAGUGGACGAUGUGGUACACUGAGGACAUGGACGGCCGACUCGUCCAAAAGGGAGUGAGUGAUCAUAAGCAUCUGGCCAUGAGGCUGUCAAAACUGUUCCCCUCGUUGAUUUCAGAGGAGAAGCUUCGGGGUGGACUCAUCAAGUUCAUAACCAGCUCAAAGCACAGAUGUGUCAACAGCACGCUGUCUUUUAAGGCAGGACUGACAGAGCUGUGGGACAUUAAAGAUAAGGAGUUCGACCACGCAGUGAACGAUGCUCUCAUGAGGUUUUUUGACAAGUGCACCAAGUUCUUGCAGGAAGUUGAUAACAACCCUUCUGCUAUGACAGAGGUGGACAGAUUCAGGGAGGGACCAGAGAUGAGGAGGGUCCAGGAGAAGCUUGCAGACCGUCUCGAAGUCCCCUACAAUACAAUCACAGAUGAUAUGGCUGAAGCUGCCUUUUACUUAUGUGCUUAUGAGUUUGCCAUCAAGACCGUGAACUCCCCCUGGUGUCAGCUCUUUGAUGAGAUUGAUGCACAGGUUUUGGAGUACGCAAAUGAUCUGAAGCAGUUCUGGAAAAGAGGUUAUGGUUAUGACAUUAACAGUAAGUCAAGCUGCAUUCUCUUCCAUGAUGUGUUCAGUCGACUGGACAAAGCAGCUAACGAGAACCGAUCUGGUCAGCAGGUGACUGAAGCCGUAACAGUCCAGGUCGGCCAUGCAGAGACCCUCCUGCCACUGCUUACCCUGCUGGGCUUCUUCAAGGACAGCGAUGCACUGACAUCGACCAACUACGCCUCACAGACCAAACGCACCUUCCGCACCAGCCACAUGUUGCCCUACGCGGCUAAUUUGCUCCUGGUGCUGUACGACUGUGGGGAAGGCGACCUGAGACUGCAGCCACUGCUCAACGAGAAGCCUGUGACGUUCCCCGGUUUAACUAACCAGCAGGCCUCCAUGCCGCUCUAUCAAGAUGUCAGAGAGCACUACAGGGAACUGCUCCAAGGCUGUGACUUUGAGAAUGAGUGUCAGCUGUUCAAGCAUCCUGCUGAAGCUUAGGCAGACAAGGUGGAUUCUGGAAAGGAAGACGUUAUAAUAGCUUUAUUGUGUUUUAGUCACAAAAUGGAGAGAAAAUUAUGUUCUUAAUGGGAGCAUCUUAGUCUUAAUGCUUCUCCUGUGUAAAUCAUGAACAUAUCACUUUUUGGCUUGACUUUUUAUCUGACGGAAUCUACACAGAAGCUCUUUAUGCUCCCUUUGUCUCAUGCCUGAGACAAGGCAGAUUUGGUGACUCUGAAGCCUAGAAAUUUACUUUCAAGUUCACCUCUACCAUUACAGUAUUCCUACUGCUAUAUUGCAAUGGUUAUUUCCAUUUUUGCAUAAUAUAGAGAAUUAAAGACUUUAUUUUUGCAGUGUUCAGAUUUUAUGUUCUGCAUAAGAAUUUUAGAUAUCUGUAUUCAUCACUGUGCUGUUCUCCCAUUUUUCAAGAAGCACUGAAACAGUUAGUGAAAUGAUGUCUGCUGCCAUUUCAAGACUGUGGUCAGUAUGUAUGUCAAGAAAACUGGUGGGAUUACAUUACACAUUCUUCACGAUUGUGAGUCACACACACACACAUUUCUUUGAAUUUUAAUUUAAAUUUUUUAAAUUUUAUUUUGAAUUUCUUUUUCUUCCUUCCCUUAUACAACUUAUACAACUAUCUGCACCUUCUACAGUUUGCCAAGUAAUUUAGAUGUGUUUGCAGUUAAAUAGUUCUGCAUUAAGAGAAUGGCCUACAUCAUAGCUGUCCUUAAAACUUAUUAAUAAGUAUAAUUUAUAAAGUCUUAUACUAUUUUGAGUACCACUUUCUAAUAAGGCACCCUUUGUACAGGGUUAUCAGUUGUAACUAAUAGUUUCAUUAAUGGUUAAUCAUUUACUAAUUCUUUAUAGAUUUGUGCCUUUUGCCUUUUCAGGCUGAUUACCAAAUACACGUGGCAAAGGACUUUUCCACAACCUGGCAGUCCAGAAGUUAUUCUUAUGAAUGGCCAAUAUCUACUGCAUAAACCUAAUGAUUUACUAACCAACUAUGAAGCUACUAUUACUACUAUUAAACCCCUGAUAACUUAUUAGUGAGUGUUAUUUUACAUAGAGAGAUGAUGUUGGCGUGGGUCUGAUGUGACACCUAGGUUUGGACAGCAAUAAAUUAUA